This is a messenger RNA of Diachasmimorpha longicaudata, 1824 nucleotides long. RefSeq names its product stress-activated map kinase-interacting protein 1 (gene Sin1). The record is from RefSeq and is a predicted model, not a curated record. The coding region runs from base 299 to 1687 and encodes 462 amino acids. Gene Ontology annotation, biological process: TORC2 signaling. Gene Ontology annotation, cellular component: cytoplasm; TORC2 complex; plasma membrane. Gene Ontology annotation, molecular function: phosphatidylinositol-4,5-bisphosphate binding. The transcript is spliced from 7 exons. Lineage: Eukaryota; Metazoa; Arthropoda; Insecta; Hymenoptera; Braconidae.
UAGCUUGCUGACUGAUCUCAUUUCCGUAUAUAAAUAUGUAUAUAAUUAUUACGCGACCAACGAAGUCUGAGAACCGCGUGUCAUUAUCACAUCUACACUCAUUACUAUUGCAUAUUUACAUCGGUUCACAUUAACCAGCAACCCAUUGCCAGCCAAAUGUGUUCAAAUAACAGAAGUGAAAAAAUCUACACAUGUGUGAACGUGAAAUUAUAAUCGAAGCAAGACUUCUAUCGACUGAAUUAAUAAGAGAGUGAGCAACGGUGAAAUUACGCAGAAUAUCGAAAGGAGUGUCAUAACAAUGGCUCUAUAUGAUAAUAAACAUUGGUUGCUAUCACACAUAAGAGAUAGUUUCAUAUCAACUGAUGACACAGGAAUGUGUGAAAUGGUAAUGCUCGGUGAGGACAUACCGAAGCAAUUAAAAACAAACGGGGAGGCUUGCUACCCAGGAGAUGAACAAAGCGAUGAUGAGGAUUUGGACGGCGAAUCUUAUGACAUUCAGAUGGAUAUGGAAUAUGUGCAUCGUCCACGCUCCCACACUGCCCAGCGCCUUGAGAAGAUGGAGAUGGAACGAAAAAAAGCUGCCAAAGUAAAGCACAUAAAGUGGGAGCCAAAUCCCGGGGGAAUGACUGACGAAGAAAAAUUCGAAAUGUUCAAACGUAAAGAUCCUUGGAAACGCACGGGACCGAUCAACCGACAAUCAUUUUUUUCUGAACAAUUAUCAAAAUGUCCACUGGUUCCACGAAAUCCCUUCACGGACUACAUGAAAUUCGAUGGAAAUGCCCGAGUUGGUGUUCACAUCCGCAAGUAUCGAAUUUACAUGUGCAUGCUCGGUGAGGAGGAACGUCAAUACCCUUUGCAGGUCGUCGUCCUUGGUACAGCUAAAGUACAACAGUUUAUUGGUCUCAUUUGUUACAAAUAUGCUACUGAGCAUCCUCAUCACAAUCUUCAGGAAGACAUCACGAAAUACGGGUUGUACAUAACUGAAGACGACGGAGAAGUCGAUUGGGACUUCCCUUGCUUGGAUCCACGGGAAGUCAUAUCAAAAUUCGAAUUUCCAGCCCUGUGCUUAGUGGAAAUGAGCCCCUGUGACCGUGCUAAGCAUACCCCAGUUAGUCCAGUGCGAACGAUGCAUGAGAUGUUACCUAAGGCUAGUAAAAUGGAAGAGGAAAUAUUUGCAGCGGAUCUGGCACGAAUGAAAGGACACACUACUGCUAUGGAAGCUCCAUUGUAUCAAUUAUAUAGAGUAAAUAUGCUAAACAGAGUAAUAUCAAAGACUGAAAUUCAACUUGGCAUAUCUGGUGAUAAAAUCGAAAUAGAUCCUGUGAUAACAGGAAGAGUUGCGAGUAGACUGUGGAAUCGACUGCGAGCAGUCUCUUAUCAAAUGGAUCAUAUUGCCUGGUGUGAAUUGACUGAGUACAAGGGCGCAAAGGCAAUUUUUACAUUAAUUUACACUCAUCAGUUCGUCGCACAAUCAGAGGCUUUAAUACUAUCUGCGCAUUCACAACAUUCCCCCCAAACGACAGCAUUCAAAACUUACGACUUCGAAGCUGACGUAUCAGUAGCUGAAGAGAUAGUAGAUAAAAUCAAUCACCUUCUCGAAUUACGCAGCAGUGGCGCUCGAAAGGAGUUUUUACAAUACAAAGAACGAAAAGCUGCCCGAGGAAAAAGCUUCAGCCUUCACAGAUGAGAAAAAAAGUCUGGGGAACCUCAAGCCUAAUAAUGCAGUAAUAUCUCGUCUCAUUAACUUUGAAAAACAAUGACUGUAAUAUUGCAUUUUUAUUUCUUAAGGAGAAUAUAGCACAGAGCGGCAAUUGAAAAUUUUUA